This is a messenger RNA of Tarenaya hassleriana, 3938 nucleotides long. Its product is annotated as DNA-directed RNA polymerase 1, mitochondrial. The record is from RefSeq and is a predicted model, not a curated record. The transcript has 19 exons. Gene Ontology annotation, cellular component: mitochondrial DNA-directed RNA polymerase complex. Bases 280 to 3258 code for a protein of 992 amino acids. Gene Ontology annotation, molecular function: DNA binding; DNA-directed RNA polymerase activity. Lineage: Eukaryota; Viridiplantae; Streptophyta; Magnoliopsida; Brassicales; Cleomaceae. Gene Ontology annotation, biological process: mitochondrial transcription.
GUUUAUUGGCGGCUGUUCUUCGCGGCGCCUUCUCUCUCUCCCUCUCCCAGCUCUGGGUUUCAGAUUUGUACUAUUUCUGUUGUUCGUUUAAGAUUUUUUUCUUCUUAAGGUUACUUCGCCGACUCAUGUGCCUUUGAGGUUUUCCAUUGUAUCACUUUCUCGGGGAUAUCCGGAAUUUGAGCCCCCCCUUUUCCGGGAAACUUGAUUAUCGUAUUCAUUCUUUUCUUUUUCCCUCUGAUCCGUUUGAUCACUGAAUCCGAAGACCCACUAGGCUGAAAAAUGUGGAGGAACUUCGCCAAGCGAGCUUCUUCAGGAAAGAUUAAGCCUUUCUCCGAUUCUGCCUCCUCUUCUUGCUCCGUCAGAGCAUCUCAAAUCCCUCACUUUCUCGGGAAAAUUGCGUCUCCGGUUCCCGUAACUCGGUUGAAGCCUUCGUUCCAUGAUCUGGGUUUUCGUCGAACCGGAUUGUCUACCAUUGAGCUGGGAAGAUGCAGCUCAUUUCAACACUGCGCUUACUCUGCCGCGUUCGAAGGGUAUGCUACGGCUGCAGAGGCGAUCGAUUCGACGGACCCUGAAGAUUAUUCGUCGGGAACUGAAGAAAUCCCGGAACUGAUCGAGGAAAUGGGCAGAGAAGCCGACAGAAUCAGCAACAAGGAGGUUUUUCCAGGAAAACAACAGCCCAAGAGAAUGGUCGGAGGCUUGGGAGCGGCUAAGUACUAUAUGCUCAAAAGGAGACAGAUUAAGAUGGAGACAGAAGCUUGGGAAGAAGCGGCGAAAGAGUAUCAAGAGCUUCUCGAAGAUAUGUGUCAGCAGAAGCUCGCACCGAGUUUACCGUACGUGAAGGCACUCUUUCUCGGCUGGUUCGAACCUCUGCGUGACGCGAUUCAGGCGGAGCUCGAUUCGUUCAAAGGUAAGAAGAUGAAGGCUCCUCACGCGCCGUAUAUGGAGCAAUUGCCGGCUGAUAUGAUGGCUGUUAUCACUAUGCAUAAGAUGAUGGGUUUGUUGAUGACGAACUCUAAAGGCGUUGGCAAUGUUAGGGUGGUCCAAGCCGCUUGUCAGAUCGGUGAAGCUGUUGAGCAUGAGGCCAUGAUCAAUAGGUUUCUGGAGAAAACAAAAAGGAAAAAGAAUGCAACGCACAAGACAAUCAGUGGUGAGUCAGAGCCCGUGUAUGAAGCAGGACCUCAAGUAACUAAAGAUCAGGAAAAGCUACGGAAAAAAGUUUCGACACUGAUGAAAAAGCAGAAGGUGAAGCAAGUAAGAGAUAUAGUGAAGGUACAUGACCAUUCCAAGCCAUGGGGUCAAGAGGCUCAAGUCAAGGUUGGUUCGCGUUUGAUUCAGCUUUUGAUGGAAAAUGCAUAUAUACAACCUCCGGUUGACCAGAUUGGUGAUGGUCCACCUGAUAUCCGACCUGCUUUCGUGCAUUCUCUUAAAACCAUUACAAAAGAAUCUACGAAAACUGGCAAGAGAUAUGGUGUCAUUGAGUGUGAUCCUCUGAUCCAGAAGGGGCUUGAAAAAACAGCUAGACAUAUGAUCAUUCCUUACAUGCCAAUGCUCAUUCCUCCUCAAAACUGGUCUGGGUAUGACCAAGGCGCAUACUUUUUCUUGCCUUCAUACAUCAUGAGAACACAUGGAGCUAAACAACAGCGUGUUGUCGUAAAAAGAACUCCCAGGCAUCAAAUGGUGCCAGUUUUUGAGGCACUAGAUACCCUAGGAAACACCAAAUGGAGGAUAAAUCAAAGGGUAUUAAGUGUGGUUGAGAGAAUAUGGGCUAAUGGAGGUGGUCUGGCUGAUCUGGUUGACUGUGAAGAUGUGCCCCUUCCGGAGGAACCAGACACUGAAGAUCAAAUGGAAAUUCGGAAAUGGAAGUGGAAAAUGAAGGAUGCAAAAAAGGAAAACAGUGAGAGACACUCACAGCGGUGUGAUAUAGAGCUCAAACUUGCGGUGGCGCGUAAAAUGAAGGAUGAGGAAGGUUUUUACUAUCCUCACAACCUUGAUUUCCGGGGCCGUGCAUACCCCAUGCAUCCGCACCUGAACCAUCUUGGUUCUGAUCUUUGCCGAGGUGUCCUGGAAUUUGCUGAGGGAAAACCUCUGGGAGAAUCAGGAUUGCAGUGGCUAAAGAUACAUUUGGCAAAUUUAUAUGCUGGUGGUGUGGAUAAGUUGUCUUAUGAGGGUCGUAUCGCAUUUACCGAGAAUCAUUUAGAAGACAUAUUUGAUUCUGCUGAUAGACCUCUUGAAGGAAGAAGAUGGUGGCUUGAUGCAGAGGAUCCUUUUCAAUGUUUGGCUGCUUGCAUUAACCUUACAGAAGCCUUGAGAAAUCCUUCUCCCAAGACCACUAUUUCUCAUAUGCCUGUACACCAGGACGGUUCAUGUAAUGGUUUACAACACUAUGCUGCGCUGGGGAGGGAUAAGUUGGGAGCAGCUGCUGUCAACCUAGUUGCAGGAGAAAAGCCUGCAGAUGUUUACUCAGGAAUUGCAUCCAGGGUUCUUGAAAUCAUGCGGCAGGAUGCAGAGAAAGAUCCUAGUACACAUCCAAAUGUCGCAUAUGCCAAACUCUUAAUCAACCAGGUCGACAGGAAGCUAGUUAAACAGACAGUUAUGACAUCAGUCUAUGGAGUUACAUAUAUUGGUGCACGUGACCAAAUCAAGAGAAGAUUGAAAGAACGUGGUAGCAUUGGGGAUGAUUCACAAGUAUUUGGUGCAUCUUGUUAUGCAGCGAAAACAACUCUUACAGCCUUGGGGGAGAUGUUUGAGGCAGCUAGAAGCAUCAUGAGUUGGCUUGGUGAAUGUGCAAAGAUAAUAGCGUCGGAGAACAAACCAGUUUGUUGGACCACUCCUCUUGGACUUCCAGUUGUGCAACCCUAUCGGCAGUUGGGAAGGCACCUGGUUAAGACUUCCCUUCAGGUGUUGACACUACAACGAGAGACUGACAAGAUCAUGGUGAAGAGGCAGAGAACAGCUUUCCCACCAAAUUUUGUGCAUUCUCUUGAUGGGUCUCACAUGAUGAUGACUGCAGUUGCCUGCAAAAGAGCAGGCUUGAGUUUUGCAGGGGUGCAUGAUUCAUACUGGACUCACGCAUGUGAUGUUGAAGAAAUGAACAGAAUACUGAGAGAAAAGUUUGUGGAGCUCUAUGAGGCGCCAAUAUUGGAAAAUUUGUUGGAAAGCUUCCAGAAAUCCUUCCCAAACCUUACUUUUCCACCACUUCCCGACCGUGGUGACUUUGAUCUGAGGGAAGUCCUCCAGUCACCUUAUUUCUUCAACUAGUAGUCUCUGCAGCAGAUCACUCAUUAUUGCCAGUCCAUUUGAAGAAAACUAUCUACAGCUUCAUCCAACUGCAAGGUGUUCAUCAUACUGGUUCAUUCUAUAGCCCCCACUGAUUGAGAACUAACAAGGAGGAAGGUUCUUAUCAACCAUGUCUGAGGAAUAUGCAGAGGUUUCAUACUGAUCUAAACCCUCCUGGCCAUCCCUUUGUUGUAAAUAUUCAAAGAGAAGAGUGUUGCAGACCUGGCAGGAGGCCCUGACUCAAGAUUCUCCUCCUCUGUCACUCCACAUUCAGCUCACUUGUUCCUUGCUAUUGUUUCAUGGGCAAGUUUCUGAUAUAUCAACAAAUAAAGGGUUCAUCUUCAUCACACCAAUUCUGUGGAGUUAAGUCUUGUUCAACGAGUCAUGCAAGGGAACAAGGUUGAGUAAAAGCACGGCAUGUGUUCUUCAAAGUCUGCCCCAUUUCUCAUAAGUUAUAGCAGGUCUUGUUGAGUAUAUAACUGUAUUCACAAGCUGUCCAUUUUUGUUUGCUUGGCCAUUUGUAGCUCAAAUUUCACAGCAAAAAGAUUUUGUGUUAGAAUAGUUACAGGUUACUUGUGCUGCCUUUGUGGCUUUCUUGUUUUGUAACAAAUCACAAAUCUUUCUUUGGAAAAAGAUCAACGAAGCGUUUCUAACAAAGCAUA